UUUUUUCAUGAAAACACUGUGAUGGGAAACUGAGCACAUCGAGAGUCCCCCUGCAGGGCACACUGGCCUGCAGCCCCUGAUCUGCAGCAAAUCAAGCUGCACGUGCUGAUGUCCAGAGUGGGGCGGGGCCUUCUGGGUCCUCCGUGAGGGGGGCGGGGAGGUAGCUGGCACGGAUUGAGGGUUCCAUGUGACAGGCCCUCUGAUGAACCAGUCACAUGCUUUUAUUCAUUUAAUUGACCCAGAGUAGGUAUAGAGACAUUGGACAGAAGGGGAAACUGAGGUUCUAUUGAGUAGCUCGCCAUGAUCAUCCAGCUAUGAAGGCUCUACUCCUUGUCACUCUGAGUGUCCAUCUCAUCUCACCCUUCUAUAUCCUUCUGGCACCUCCUCCUUCCUUCCCCUGUUCCGGCCAUGACCUUCCCGGCUCACCGUCUUCCAGUCCACACACCUGGCUGCCGGGCAGGCAGGGCUCAGCCACAUCCAGGCUGUGCUCUGACAGGGGCACCACGUCCAGGCUCACAGAGAGGAGGAGGGGCUUCUGGGAGACUCAGACAAACUUCCACUUGCUGCUUUCCAGGUGGGGGAACUGAGACCCAGAGAGGGCACAGGCCUGACCCGGGUCACGUGGUUGGAACCCCCAUGGCUCCUCUUCUCCAUAAGCUCUCUCUGAUGCAGUCAAUGGAUUCAAAGCAUUCAAGUUGUCUCUUAGUCUUCGGUGGAAUCUCAGGGUUGGAAGCUGCUAACCAGUCUCCCAGGCCAGGAAAAUCCUCACUCAGCUCCACAGGUCCUGAGCCUCAGCCCUCACAGGGCCCUGAGCCUUUUCCAGGCAUCUGACUUAAUCUGCCUCCGAAACUGGAUCUUUCUCUGGCGGGUCCUCAGAGAAGACCACUGCUGUACUGGUUACUGUGACGUGCCUGACCAUCACAGCACCAUGCCCACCCGGAGGACAUCCCCAGAAGUGGAUGCCAUCUGCUGGGUGUUCUGGCUCCUCCGCCUGCCGCAGCUCUUCUGCACCUGCGUGGCCUUCUCGCUUGUGGCCGACAUGGGCAUUUGGAGAGGGGCCGUAGGUAACUGGGCCAUGUCCUUCUGGUGCGUCUGUUUCGCCAUGACCCUCAUCAUCUCCAUAGUCGAGUUAUACAGGCGCUGGUCUGACUUUCCUUUCUUCUGGCACAACAUCUGCGUCACCUACACAUGCUACGCUGCCCUCAUCUGCCUCUCAGCCUCCAUCAUGUACUCCAUCACCCACGUCCAAUUCCUGCCUUAUGGUCCUUACCGGGACCGGGCCAUCGCCGCCACUGCUUUCUCCUGCAUUGCGUCUGUGCUGUAUGUUGUAGAAGUGGCCGGGUUGUGGGCUUGGUAUGAGCUCAAGGAGAUCUUCUUCUAUGAGCACACCACGCGAGCCCUGCUGAAGGUGCUGGAGACCUUCGUGGCUGGUGUCAUCUUUGCCUUCCUCAGCAGCACCUCCCUGUACCUGCACCAGCCGGCCCUGGAGUGGUGUGUGGCCGUGUACUCCAUCUGCUUCAUCCUGGCAGCUGUGGUCCUCCUGCUGGGCCAGGCUGAAUGGAAAUACAUGCCGCCCAGGCCCUUCUCCAUUUUCCAGCUAGUGCUCAGCCUGUUCUCCGUCCUCCUCUACAUCAGCGCUCUGGUCCUCUGGCCGCUCUAUCAGUUCAGUGAGGAGUUCGGCGGACUGCCCCAGCGGUUCAUGGACAUGAGCUGCAGUGAUGAGCUCUCCUACGACAUGUGCGCCUGGGACCAGUGCCUGGCUGUGGCCGUCCUGACAGCCAUCAACCUGCUGGUUUAUAUGGCCGACCUGGGGUACUGGGCCCGCCAGGUUUCUGUAGGGACUGAGAAUGUCUCCAGUGCUCCUAAUUCUGUCCAGUCCCAUCUGGUGACUUCACAGAGUGAAGACAUCCUGUGACGUCCUCUUCCUGGCUCCCCUCUCUCCCUCCUCACAUCCUUCCCCAUUCAUCCCACUCUCUUUAUGUUUCCUUCCCUCCUCCUGCUGUGUCUCCUUCUUGUUUUGUUGCCCACACCCUGUUUUGCCUCUUUCUCUUGCUUCUCUCAUCUUUAUUAUAUUUUUUGUUUUUUGCCCCUCUUCCAUUCAUGCUUGGCUUUCUCAUCUCCUGUGUCCUGACCACCUCUCCCCAUCUUCCUUCUUCUGAUCCAUCAGGACCUGAGACUCCUUCCUUCUCUGCCCACCACCCCCUCUCACCUCCUAAGGUGCUGACUCCACAGCGCACAGCCCUCUGUGCAGCUGUUCAUACCCUGAGCCUCCGGAGGGGCCUCAUUGCCAAAGCGUGUCUGUCCCCCUGGCAGUGCCUUACUGGUGUGGUUGGGGGAGUUUACGGGGUGUGGGUGGGUAGGAAGGGAUUGGGCUUUUUUUCUCCCAGUGGAGCAACUGUAUAGCGCACCUCCCCUUUGAGUUAAAAAAGGAUCUCUGAAGGUCAAUAAUCUCUAGUGGGCGAGAUUCUUGCAUGAGAUACUCUGGAUUCCUUUCCCCCACUUGGUGCUCAGUCCUCCAAGAGAUUGGCUCCAGGAUUUUUGUAAGCUCACUAAACAUCCGUUGCUUAGAGGGCAUCUCAGAGGAAGCCAGGGGUAAAUGCCUUCCAUCCCAACUACUCUCUGGGGAAUUAAAAAAAAAAAAAAGAGCUGAUGAGGAACCCCAGGGUUUGAAGACACCUGUCUGCAGUGUUUAAGGGCCAUCGAUGUGGUCCCCCUGACUCAGUGAUCAAAAACAGCAGAUCCUGCCUCUGCAGGGAGAAGAGCAUGGACGCUGCCAACCUUAACGCUGUAGUUUGUCUGGGUGUUUUGUUUUCCAUUUUUUUCUUCUGUUCUGGACGCCACAAACUACUGAGUGACUCUGUUCUUCAAGAGAAAGUUUCAAAUUUUCUUGGGCAGCUGGUUUGUAGGGGAUGGGGUUGCUGCUUCCAUUGUCAAAGGAACUGUAUUGUUUGAACGUGAGGGGACACAUACGUGUGUUUUUCUAUGUCAGUUGCUUUUUGAUGUUGCUUCCUGCUUCUCUGGGACUCAGGCAUCAUUUGAACUAUAUAAAUGUGCACAAUUUAAAAAGA
Capra hircus (goat) is the source of this 3068-nucleotide messenger RNA. Its product is annotated as myeloid-associated differentiation marker-like. NCBI's taxonomy places the organism in Eukaryota, Metazoa, Chordata, Mammalia, Artiodactyla, Bovidae. The coding region runs from base 929 to 1915 and encodes 328 amino acids. The transcript is spliced from 3 exons. Gene Ontology annotation, cellular component: cell-cell junction; plasma membrane. The record is from RefSeq and is a predicted model, not a curated record.